Cucumis melo (muskmelon) is the source of this 1214-nucleotide messenger RNA. RefSeq lists its product as uncharacterized. The record is from RefSeq and is a predicted model, not a curated record. NCBI's taxonomy places the organism in Eukaryota, Viridiplantae, Streptophyta, Magnoliopsida, Cucurbitales, Cucurbitaceae. The transcript is spliced from 2 exons. Bases 183 to 995 code for a protein of 270 amino acids.
AGAAACCCAAAUAGCUUGUCCUAGCCUACUUCAUAUACCACCCAAUUCUUUUUCCCUCCAUUUGUCAUUAUUAUAUAUCAAUCAAAUUCAGCUGCUUUGGAUCUUGAAAUCCAAUUCUUAGAUCCCUGGAAACACAGAAACAGAAGAGAUCUCAUUUUCAUAUAUCGUUUUUGGGCUUCAAGAUGCAAACUCAAAACUACGACCAAAUCUCUCAAAAAUCUUCCCAAAUUACCAAACAUGAAGAUAGAUUCUUCACUCGAGCCCUAUCCAAGGAGCUCAAUUCCACCACCAACUCCUCUUUUCGAGUCUAUUACGGCGGCGCCACUGGUGCUAUUCCCUUCCGGUGGGAGUCCCGACCGGGAACCCCAAAGCAUACUUUUUCAGACACUUCAAUCCCUCCUCUUACUCCUCCUCCGUCUUACUUUUCCUCUUCACAUUCUACUUCCAAAGCCUCUUCCAAACCAACCCUUUUGAGCUCGAUUUUUCCUCGCCUUACACCAAGGAAAUCUCGAACUUUCCCAUCUUUCUCCUCCUCUUCUGGCUCCUCUUCCUCAUCCUCUUCAUUAGCUUCAUGGUCAUCCUCUUUCUCAUCGUCCUCCUCAUCUCCCUCUCCUUUCGUUAGACCUAAAUUCUUCAAACGUCGUCGUCACUUCUCGGAUAUUCCAAGCUUACCGUUUGAGUAUACUUUUGACGAUAAAGACGGAGACGAGGUGGUGGCCGGGAGUACUGCUCCGAAUUCUCCUACUUCAAUUUUGUGCUUUGGUGGUGGUUCUUCAGGCAGAGCUUCAUUGUUUGGAGGUUGUUAUCAGUUAGUGAGUGUGAAGAAAGCUUUGUUGUCCAUUGUUGGCCAUGGAUCUGCAAGUAGAGCGUAUAGAAUAGGGCUCGAGUCAGGGUCGACGGAGAAACCUAAUGAGAAUAAAACUGAAAUGAAGGCUAAUAAAAAGAAGGGAAGAGUCAGGAAGCUGCCGUGUGGUUGCAGGAAGCUGAGAAAUUAAUAUCAGAAGCAAGAACUAACUAAGUAUGAAAAUACUGUACUCUCCAAAAAAUACUCUCUUAUUUAUUCACACAUUAAAUCCACUCUGCCUUGAAAUAAUUGUAAAUUAAAGUUAUUUUUGCUUGCCCUCAGAAAAAAAAAAUGUUAAUUUAUAUCCAAAAACUUCAGGGUUGCAUAUCGAAUUAAAUUCUAAACUUAGUAUAAUUAAUUUACACUCUCA